AUGGCUGCCGUGGAGCCAGUGCAGGGGCGGGUGACCUUCGAGGAGGUGGCUGUGUAUUUCACCAAGGAAGAAUGGGCUCUGCUGGACCCCGCUCAGAGAGCCCUCUACAGAGACAUCAUGCAGGAGAACUAUGAGAAUGUGAUCUUGUUGGGGUUUCUAGUCUCCAAACCUGAUGUCAUCUCCCAGCUGGAACGAGGGGAAGAGCCGUGGGCUCCAGAUUUCCAGGGCUCAGAGGAAAGAGAGAUCCUGAGAGGCAGCUGCACAGGUAAUGGGAUGGUGAGUGAGACCAUGGAGCAGAAUCCUCAGCAGGAAGAUGAUGAGCAAGGGGAAUCACAUGGGGUGUUAUUGCAAAGAUGCAAGGGGAGUGUGUCCAGGAGCUGUGAGCAGGGAAAAGCCCGUGAGAGUCAGUACAUGCCAGAGAAGUGGCAGGGAAACCAGCCAAGGCAGAAAGUUGGUAAAUCUGUUAAUUAUCAGGGAACUCACAAAGGCCUCAAGGAAACCACGGCCCAGCAGAAAAUCCUGAUGGGAGAGAGAAAUAACACAUGUGUUGAAUGUGGGAAAAAGCUCAGUAGGCGCUCAAGCCUUAUUAGACAUCUGAGACUCCAUGCAGGAGAGAGCUCCUAUGAAUGCUGUGAGUGCGGGAAAACCUUCACUCAAAGUUCACACUUUAUUAAACAUCAAAGGAGCCACAGAGGGGAGAAACCAUACAAAUGCUGCGAGUGUGGGAAAACCUUCACUCGGAGCUCUGUCUUUAUUAACCAUCAAAGAAUCCACACAGGGGAGAAACCUUAUAAAUGCUGUCAGUGCGAGAAAACCUUCGCUCAAAGCUCAAACCUUAUUACACAUCAGAGGAGCCACUCAGGGGAGAAACCCUAUGUAUGCUGUGAGUGCGGGAAAACCUUUGCUUGGAACUCAAACCUUACUAGACAUCAGAGGAUCCACACAGGGGAGAAACCCUAUGAAUGCUGUGAGUGUGGGAAAACCUUUGCUUGGCGCUCCACCCUUGUUACACAUCAGAGGAUCCACAGAGGGGAGAAACCAUAUGAAUGCUGUGAGUGCGGGAAAACCUUCACUCUGUCCGCAGACCUUAUAAGACAUCAGAGAAUCCACACAGGGGAGAAACCCUAUGAAUGCUGUGAGUGUGGGAAAACCUUCCCUCAGUGCUCAACCCUUACUGAACAUCAGAGGAUCCACACAGGGGAGAAACCCUAUGAAUGCUGUGAGUGCGGGAAAACCUUUGCUUGGAGCUCAAACCUUAUAACACACAGGAGGAUCCACACAGGGGAGAAACCCUAUGAAUGCUGUGAGUGCGGGAAAACCUUCACUCGGAACUCACACCUUAGUAGACAUCGGAGAAGCCACGCUCAAGAGUGA
Molecule: messenger RNA, 1374 nt
Organism: Emys orbicularis (European pond turtle)
Lineage: Eukaryota; Metazoa; Chordata; Testudines; Emydidae
Product: zinc finger protein OZF-like
Exons: 5
Coding region: 1-1374 (457 amino acids)
Biological process (GO): regulation of transcription by RNA polymerase II
Molecular function (GO): DNA-binding transcription factor activity, RNA polymerase II-specific; RNA polymerase II cis-regulatory region sequence-specific DNA binding
Source: RefSeq, a predicted model, not a curated record